CUGCUAGCGCAUCAAACGCGCGUCUGCGCUUUAACAAACUUCAGCCGUGCACGCUGUGAUCAAAUUUGCAUGUGUCGGAUAGAGUCUUGGAUACCUUCUUUUGCAAAGAAGUAAAUCUCUUGCUUUCCUUUCGACCGCAGAUCCCCGAUCGGUGGAAACUUUUUAGUCUUCGAAAUACUUGCUGGGUUUCUGGUUUUGGAUCCGUUUUCUCAGUCCGUUUUAGCGGUUCACGACCGGACCUUCUGUCUGACCCUGAUGUUUUCAUCCUCACCGUUUGAAUGUUUUAACUGUAGGCUACAUUCUCUCCAUACGCUCUGCAGCAUCGUGUGAAACCUGCCAACGCCUUCUCUCUCUCUUACACGGACUUGCUAUUCUGCAAGCUUUAGAAAAGCUGCUUUCUCCGUCGAACUCCAGCGUCCCGUUUUAAAGGUUUUAUUUUCUCUUUCUGCGCUAUUUUACAACGGUUUUGAAAGAUGGGUUGCACGUUAAGUGCUGAAGAUAAAGCGGCGAUGGAGAGGAGUAAGAUGAUCGAUCGUAACCUGCGAGAGGACGGGGAGAAGUCAUCCAGAGAAGUCAAACUGCUGCUGCUCGGUGCCGGGGAGUCGGGGAAGAGUACAAUAGUUAAGCAAAUGAAGAUCAUUCAUGAAGAUGGUUACUCAGAAGAGGAGUGCAAACAGUAUAAAGUGGUGGUUUACAGCAAUACUAUCCAGUCCAUCAUAGCCAUCAUCCGAGCCAUGGGUCGCCUAAAGAUCGACUUUGGAAAUCCCGCCAGAGCAGACGAUGCUCGCCAGCUGUUUGUGCUUGCUGGCACUGCAGAGGAAGGGGUCAUGACCCCUGACCUUUCUGGGGUCAUCGCCCGGCUAUGGAAGGAUGAAGGAGUGCAGACGUGUUUUUCCCGAUCACGAGAAUAUCAGCUCAACGACUCGGCGUACUACUAUCUGAAUGACCUAGAUAGGAUCUCUCAGCACACCUACAUGCCCACUCAACAAGACGUGCUGAGAACACGGGUCAAGACCACUGGCAUUGUAGAAACACACUUCACCUUCAAAGAGCUUUACUUCAAGUUAGUUUCAGUGUUUAUAAUGAUGGUGUUUUUUACUGGGGUGUGUGUUUUUCUUUUACUGUAUUUUCUGUGCUUUCAUAGGAUGUUUGAUGUUGGUGGUCAGCGUUCAGAGCGCAAGAAAUGGAUUCAUUGUUUUGAAGGCGUAACUGCCAUCAUCUUCUGUGUGGCACUCAGUGAUUAUGAUCUGGUCCUUGCUGAAGAUGAAGAGAUGAAUCGCAUGCAUGAAAGCAUGAAGCUUUUCGACAGCAUCUGCAACAACAAAUGGUUCACAGACACAUCCAUCAUUCUCUUCCUCAAUAAGAAAGAUCUCUUCGAGGAGAAGAUCAAGAGAAGUCCACUCACAAUAUGCUACCCAGAAUACUCUAGUUCGAGUACGUACGAGGAGGCGGCGGCCUACAUCCAGUGCCAGUUUGAGGAUCUAAACAGACGAAAGGACACAAAGGAGAUCUACACACACUUCACCUGUGCCACAGACACCAAGAACGUCCAGUUCGUGUUUGAUGCAGUCACUGAUGUCAUCAUUAAGAAUAACCUCAUAGAGUGUGGCCUCUACUGAAGCGUCAACUGUCCGCUAAGUUAUUUAUGGAAGAUUUUUGGAGCUUAAUUGGCUGGUUGUUUCUGGUUUUAUCGUUUCCUCUGGAGGAAAAUAAACAAGACGGACUGCCACAUCAUCAGCGGAUUAAAUGCAGUAAUGAUGCUCAUGCACUGCAUUAUGGGAACUCACUUUUCAUGACCGUGAUGGCCACUAGUACUUAUUACUCGAUUUAAGUAUUUUAGUUUCAGGACAACUUCUUUUUUUGGUUUCCUCAGAAGAUCAUGACACACUACUAUGCAUACAGAUCAAAAUCCAGACAGUAUCAGUGCAUUAAGCUUAGAUCAAAUAUCUUUAUAAACAUGUGUAAACUAUAAGUUUUGAAUUCGAGUUCAUGUUAUGGAACAGUGUAUUAUUUCUAAGGGGAAAUAAGCAUUUUGCUGUUUUUCAUGGCAUGUAUGUAGCUCAUUUAUUACUUAUUGUUUAGAUCUGUUUUCAGGUUUACAUACAUUUGCAUACACAGCUGAAUUUCUGAGAAUUCAUUUGCUAUUAUGAGUGAAACUGCGUUAGUUAAAGUGGGAGUUGUUGCUGUAAAUUGUGUUUUCACAAUAAUGAACUUAUAAGUAUGCUUUACAGUAUUAUUGUUUUUCUCGUCAAAACACAUUAACAGGACAGGUUUUUUUCAUUUGACAUCGGAUCACUUUAAAUUAUACACUAUAAAUAACACAGUACAGUAUUUUUAUAUCAGUAAAAGUAUGAGCAGCUGCUUCGCACAGAUAUAUUUCUGAAUGAUGCAUGAAUGACCUCUGCUCACUCGAGAACUCUUUGGAACAUGUCAUACUGUAAAAGCAGGGCCAUGGCUUUCUUUAUGGCCAAAUUUGCAUUUUCUUAAACAUUUUCUAAAAUGAGUUUUAUAUGUUUUUGUUUAAUCCUGUAUUUUUUUUAUUUUUAAAACAAACGGACACUGUGUGAUUUGGUUUGUAUUACGCUCUCCUAUCCCAGAUUAAUAUGUAUAGACGGGUAUAUAGUUUAUUCCACCGCAACACAUAAAUGCUGUGGUGCUAUCAAAACAUGUUUAUGCAUCCCAAUAUGCCAGACACAAACACUGACUUAACCAAUAGCUUGUGUUUGGGAUGAAACUGUCGGUCUGUUUGACCAAUGGGGGGGGGAGGUGUUCAAGAAACUUGUCAAUGUUUGCAGACUCUUUUUGUUGUUACAAGUGGGGCAGAAAUUACACAUUUCACCGUUUUGUUUUCCUUUAGAUAUCAGGUGCCUCUUUUUGUAUAAAAAUGUUUUGCCAAAUAUUUAAUAACACUAAGGUUUCAAUUGUUUACACACAUUUGUCAUCAUACCAGCAAUGAACUAAACUUCUACAGCAUUUAUUAAAAUCAUUACAUUUAAAAUGCAACAAAAUUGUAACUGUUAUCUGUAAUCUGUUACUUCAAGAUUUGGCACGUGAAUUCUUAUCUUGUUGUGACAAACCUUACAUCGUUGUAAAGGUCCAGACCUCUAGAAAACAUUUUUUAACAGAUUUUUUUAGAAUAAUGUAUGUAGGAAGAGUAUUUUUUUUAAAGGGCUUCAAAUUUGUUAUGACUUUCAAUUGUCACAGUCCCGUGUAUGGGAAACCACAUUUGCUUCCACAGUAGUGUGGGAAUUCUGAUCCAAUCAUGACAAACUAUAUAUCGUUGGAAAGUUCUGAGACUCUAGAAUACAUAUUUUAUCUGUGUUUUAUAAAAUAAAGUAUCUAGGAAGUGUAAUUUAAUAUCAUAAAUUACAAUAGUGUGUAUCAAAAAUAAGUACUGCCAAUGGAACGCUAACAUUUUCUUCAAUACUUUGCAUGUGAAUUCUUAUCUUAUCGUGACAAACAUUAUGUCGUUAGAAAGGUCUAAGACUCUAGAAAACACGUUUGGUCAGUGUUUUGUAGAAUAAUGAGCAAGACUUAUUGAUUCAUAAAUGAUUAUUGAUUCAUAAAUCAAUUCAUGAAGUGUCCAUCAAAAAUAUAGUUUUAAACAAAUUUCUUGUUUUGUUUACAUGGUCAUGUGGUUUUGUAUUUUUUCAUUGUGUUUAUAAAAUGGAAAAGUAAGAAAAUAAGCAUCCGUUAUAAAAUUUCAGAUUUAGUGUUGAAACCACUGGAAACCUAUGGGGCCCCCUAAUGGAUUUUGGUGGUGGAUCAGCUAAAAAACUCAGAAUUAAAAUUAAAAUUGGAGUUUUUUUAUUACAAAAAAUAUGACAAAAUAAUUAUAACAAUAGUGUGAUUUCUUUAUUCAGCAAUGAUUUUCUAGAUCUCUUAUUUCAAACGAGACCAAUAGGUCUGUAUUCCAAAGAAUUCAUGAGUUACAGCCAUUUUAGUGCCAACAGUGUGUGUAGACUCAAAAAGGGCUAAACCAGGAUAGGGGGCAUUAUGAACCAACAUGAACAAAUAACAAUUGCACAGUAUUUGCAAUGUAUUGUAACUGCCGUUAACAAAUAUUAAUAAAUGGUUUAUUAAUAUAUAAUUUAUUGUUAGUGCAUAUUUGCAUAAACUCAUGUCAAUGAAUAAGACCUUGUUUUAAAGUUUUACUAAAUAACUCAAGCUUCUACCCUUUAGUAGUUCAGAGUGAGUACAAGAACUUGAUGUUUACACCCAGUGUUUCUAUCACUAUGCUUUUUAUAAAUGUUGACACAAACAUUUUUUAAAUAUUAUAGAUUUAAGGCUUAAAAAUAUGUGUAGAAACUUUAAAAAAUAUAUUUUAUAAUUUAAGUAUUAUUUAAAUUCCCGAUGGCUAUCUUUGUAGAGACAAAUUCUUCGUUUUGUGGUAGCAAACUAAUCCAAUAAAAAAAAAAAAAUAUGAAAAUUUGAAAACGUACUUUUGCUCUGGAGUGACCAUUCUUCUACGAGGACAUCAGUUUGAUGAUUUGAGUUGCAUUUCUAAAUAAAACAUCUACUUUUCUAGAUCCAAUCAAUUCUCAUUGAAAAAAUAAGCCACGCCUUCUUUAUGCCUACACACUGUCAUGUGAACUUUAAAUAAUGAAUUUAGUUUUUUGUGAUCAUGUGGAAUUGUACAGUCGCCAGUUGCUGAAGUUUUGAUAAAAUGCAUAUGCAAUCUAUGCGCAGUUGUUUGAAGUUCUUAUG
This is a messenger RNA of Triplophysa dalaica, 4707 nucleotides long. RefSeq names its product guanine nucleotide binding protein (G protein), alpha inhibiting activity polypeptide 3 (gene gnai3). The transcript has 8 exons. Gene Ontology annotation, cellular component: heterotrimeric G-protein complex. Gene Ontology annotation, molecular function: G-protein beta/gamma-subunit complex binding; GTPase activity; GTP binding. Gene Ontology annotation, biological process: adenylate cyclase-modulating G protein-coupled receptor signaling pathway. The record is from RefSeq and is a predicted model, not a curated record. Bases 474 to 1619 code for a protein of 381 amino acids. NCBI's taxonomy places the organism in Eukaryota, Metazoa, Chordata, Actinopteri, Cypriniformes, Nemacheilidae.